CUGCAGAAGGCCAGCGGACAUGUCAUCGGGGCCAAACAAGCAGCAGGGAAGCCCUGGAACGCCAGCAACGCCGGCCACGCCAGGGUCAGCGGCCACGACGGCACCGACAGCACACACGCCUGGGGGCAGCACGCCGGGCAGCACGGCAGCAGCGGUCGACCCGAACGCUGCUGCAAUCAACGCUGCUGCAAUCAACGCUGCAAGCACGCAGCAGCAGCAGCAGGCGCAUGCGCAAGCGCAGCAACAGGCCCGGACACAGACGCAGACGCAGGCGGCGGCAGGCGGCUCGACCAACUCCGACCUGCCGUUCAACUUGAACAGACUCGUCCUCGAGUACUUGACGCGGAAGGGCUACCACCAGACAGAGGCGACGCUCCGGAUCGAGGCGACGAAGAUCCCGGGCGCCCAGUCGUUCAACCUCACGAACGCCAACUCAAACUACGAGCCGCCCGCCACCGCGGCGUCGGACCGCUCGAACCUCCAGUUCCAGCAGCAGCAGUUCCUGCUCAAGCAGAACGUCUCGAAGCAGAGACAGUUCGACCACGACCCGAAGAUGUUCAGCAGGGCGUACCUGCUCUACCGCUCGUGGUGCGAAAACUCCUUGGAGAUGUACAAGUACGAGUUGGAGAAACUGCUCUUCCCCUUCUUCGUGUACUCGUAUCUCGCGUUGAUCCAGCGCAAGGAGACCGAGGAGGCGCAUGGCUUCCUCCUGAAGUUCAAGUCGGACCACGUUCUCUCCCACAGCCAGGAAAUCAAAAAUCUCCUCACCAUCACCCUUCCGGAGCAUCUCUCCGAGAACAAGUACGCCAACCUCUUUCUGCAGAACAAGUACCGGGCCAACCUUUCCAGCACCUCCUUGAACUUGAUCUUGGGCUUCUUGAACGAAAACCAGGCCAUCGGCGGCGGCAUCCUCGUGCGGUUCUUGAACAACAACUUCGAGAUCCACACCCAGUUGGAGGUCACCACCUCCUCCAACGACAACCAGGAUAACCUCGAGGGUAUCCCCGAAAUAUACCAGUUGAUCAAGUUGGGCCCCGAGCAUGACAACGAAAACUUCAAGUCGACCAGAGCGUCGUUCAUACAGGAGAAUGAAGAGCCGCUCAAGCUUGGGCCCUAUCCGAACGAUGACGAUUUCACCAAGGAGUUGGAGGCAGAGUUGAAACACAAAGACGACGCCGCUAAUAAAAGCCAGGCCAACGACGAUGUCGGCGCAGCAAAGCCAGCCAGCUCAAAGCCCACUUUGAUGCAGGAGUACAACGAAAACUUCAAAAUAGAUCCGAAAAAUGAAGACUCUCCUGCCAGAGAUACACUCCCUCUACCUCAAAAGACAGUUUACGAUUUGAAGCGUUCCAUACAGGAAAUUCAAGACUCACGUGCAAAAAUCAGACUCACGUCGUCUUCCUACUCCCAUCUUAACAGUACCAGUGCAAACAAUGCUAACGGUGGCGGACGUACCACUUACAUAUCCCAGCCUUCUCUCCCUUCCGUUUGUAUGUACACUUUCCACAAUACCAAUAACGACCUGACGAAUUUGGCCUUCCACCCGGAUUCGACCAUGAUUGCCGGCGGAUUUCAAGAUUCUUUUGUCAAGUUGUGGAGUAUAGACGGCUCUCCGCUACGCUCGGUACUGAAAAAUGACCCCUACAACAUAGAGGUCGAUAAUGAAUCCAAUCAAGGGUUGCCUACCAAUACCAGUAGAAAAUUGGUUGGCCAUUCGGGUCCAGUUUAUGGACUCUCGUUUUCUCCAGAUGGGCAUUACUUGCUUUCUUCUUCGGCAGAUUCAACUGUUAGACUUUGGGCGCUAGAUACGUACAGUGCAUUGGUUUCCUACAAGGGCCACGGAGGUGCAGGUGGCUCAAGCUCGCCUGUCUGGGAUGUGGAGUUCUCACCACUUGGACAUUAUUUUGCAACUGCUUCACAUGAUCAAACAGCCAGAUUAUGGUCUUGCGAUCAUAUCUAUCCUUUGCGUAUCUUUGCCGGCCAUUUGAACGACGUCGAUGUGAUAAAAUUCCAUCCAAACGGAACAUAUCUCUUCACCGGUUCGAGUGAUAAAACAGUGCGUAUGUGGGAUGUUGCGAGAGCAGAGAGCGUCAGGCUAUUUGUUGGACAUACCUCCCCGAUCAGCGAUAUUGCAUGCUCUCCUGAUGGCCGUUGGUUGGCGACUGCUUCCGUCAGCGAAGAAAACUACCUCAACACUUCUUUUGGCUUAAAUAACUGGGCAAACAGUAUAGGAGGUGGGUUCACCCCAAGUGGUGGAUCGCUGUCGUCAAAUGCAAAGCAUGCUGAUGGCUCAGAUAACCAAAUUAAUGAUUCCAAGAACUCUAAAAAUGAUAAUGAAAAGAGUAGCAAAGAUGACAGUAGUAACGAAAAUGAAAAAUCAGGCGAUAACGUUAAUGGCACAUCAAAGUCUUCCAGAGCCGCAGGCAAUUCGAACAUGAGUUUCACCGGAAGUGUCAUCCAUGUUUGGGACAUAGCUUCAGGCAGGAAGUUGAAAACCAUGCGUGGUCAUGGUGCUGGAGGUAUUCACUCUUUAGCCUGGAGUCGUGGUGGUGAAGUCCUAGUAUCUGGUGGCGCAGAUGGUAGUGUUAGAGUUUGGGAUGCCAAGCGUGGAACUAUGGAUGCAGUCAGUGGAGGACAACCUGAGAGGUUUAUUCCUGCUGCUAAAUCAUCCGGCUCGAUGGCCCCAGGCUCUGCUGGAGCCUCUGCGGGCGCCUCUUCCAAGGAUGGAGUCAAGAACGGAGACUUCAAGCAGGGUGAUGGAAGUGGUGAAGAUCUGAAAAAUGUGGUUGUGAAUAACUAUAGCUCUAGUGAUCAUAUGGGCGUUUACUUUACUAAGAGAACCCCUGUUUACAAGGUGGAAUUCACUAGAAGAAACUUGUGUCUCUCGGCCGGCCCUUUCAUGGGCUAACCUUUUUGCAUAAAUAUGUAUUAUUUUCUGUACUCUAAUCUUUUUCCUCAAUAUACAUAGAAUUUAUAAAUAGUUAAUAUAUGUAUGUAUCUGUAGCAACAAGACUAUCAAGAAAGUUUCUGUUAUGAUCAUUGUCGUCAUUGUCAGCAUCAUGAUCGUCAUUCCCAAUUAUCGGAAUAUUCAUAAACAUAAUCAAUCGCUCCAAUAAGUCCCAAGGCAUCUCUUAAUUUCGAUUUCAACAAAGAAGGUGUCUCUUCUUCGUCAAAUUCAAUAUCAUACCCAUUUAAGCACAUUAUCAUGUUGUGUCUGGAAAUCCCAUCAAUCUCCUCAGCACUUUUAAAUUCACAACAAGCAGGCGGCAA
Pichia membranifaciens NRRL Y-2026 is the source of this 3270-nucleotide messenger RNA. RefSeq lists its product as hypothetical. The record is from RefSeq and is a predicted model, not a curated record. Gene Ontology annotation, biological process: transcription initiation at RNA polymerase II promoter. The transcript has a single exon. NCBI's taxonomy places the organism in Eukaryota, Fungi, Ascomycota, Pichiomycetes, Pichiales, Pichiaceae. Gene Ontology annotation, cellular component: transcription factor TFIID complex. Gene Ontology annotation, molecular function: RNA polymerase II general transcription initiation factor activity; protein binding. The coding region runs from base 20 to 2908 and encodes 962 amino acids.